Messenger RNA from Cryptomeria japonica (Japanese cedar), 762 nucleotides. RefSeq lists its product as uncharacterized. NCBI's taxonomy places the organism in Eukaryota, Viridiplantae, Streptophyta, Pinopsida, Cupressales, Cupressaceae. The transcript has a single exon. The record is from RefSeq and is a predicted model, not a curated record. The coding region runs from base 144 to 611 and encodes 155 amino acids.
GUUUUCACCUGGGUAUUGCUUUACGAUUGGCUAGUGGGGAAUAAAUCAAUCACAACUAUAUAUAGUAGUCUUGGCCAAUUUAGAGUUCUUAUCUGGGUAUUGCUACAUAAUCUGUUUGUGGGGUAUAUAAACCAAUCACAACCAUGUCUGUGGGAGAUGCCCUGAGCAAACGUCCAGAUGCAAUCUUAGAAAGAGGAGAAGGAGCCCUUAACAGAGGUCUGGAGCUUAUGGAAACGUAUGGAAUACCCAAAGGCAUUCUGAUGCCUCUGCAAAGCACAGUUGAAGAAGGUGGUGGUGUUGAAGCCACUGGAGACAUCUGGUUGAAGCAGAAAAGUACAGUGAAACAUUUCUUCAAGCUGGCAAGCAGCUAUGUUUCGUAUAGUUCUGAGAUCUCAUGCAAGCUGGAGAAAAACAAGAUGAAGGAUAUCAAGGGAGUGAAGGCCAGAAAGAAGUACAUGCCCAUCAUGUUGCCCAUUCGCGAGAUUGUUGUGGACGAUGAUGAGGAAGAAGGGGGAGAUGGAAAUGGGACUCACCGUGUUAAGAAGAUUCACUUCAAGGCCUAUUCGAAUCUGGAGGAGUCAUUUCCUGCAGAGUAUUUCAAUAACAUGUAGUAGAAAACUCUUUGAAGUUUUUGCCGACUUAAAUGUUAUCGCCAUUUGGGUCUUCCUUUGCACUUCGUAUUCUUAGUAUGCAUGGUUAAUUAAGAAACUUUAAUGAUGUAUUCAGGUGUUUUCAAUGAAUAGAGGUAAGUAGAUUGCUCUC